This is a messenger RNA of Peniophora sp. CBMAI 1063, 1575 nucleotides long. The record is from the annotation of a GenBank genome assembly. NCBI's taxonomy places the organism in Eukaryota, Fungi, Basidiomycota, Agaricomycetes, Russulales, Peniophoraceae.
AUGCGCUUGGCCACCCUCGGUUGCUUGAGCGUGUAUACGAGCGUCGUGCUCGCGCAAUACCAGAUUUGGGACAUCUGGCAAACAACAUGGGAUCGCUCUCCGGCCUACGGCCGUUUACCCAUGUCUGAGCCUAUCAACUUCGGCUCGCCGUCCGUCAUCGGUAGUGCCGACAUUGUUGUAGACGACACUCAGACAUACCAGUCUGUCUGGGGCUAUGGCGGCUCUCUGACCGACUCCUCUGCUUCCAUUCUGACGGCCCUUAAGACGAAUCAUCGGACACAGUACAAUACACUCAUGAACACCCUCUUCGAUCCAACGGAUGGCGCCCAAGCCGCGGGACUCUCUUUUGUCCGCGUACCCAUCGGCGCUUCGGACUUCUCGGCUAAAGACUACAGCCUCGACGACACCAGCGGUGACACCAGCUUCAACCAGUUCAAUAUCAACAACCAGCCAUCGGACGUCUUUGACAUUCUCUCCGAUAUCAAGGCCAUCAACAGGUACCUGCGCGUCAUCAUCGCUCCCUGGUCUCCACCCGCAUGGAUGAAGGACAGUGGCACCAUGAAUGGUGGUGCAUUGAAGACGCAGUAUGCUACUCAAUACGCCACUUACUUCCUCAAGGCCGUGCAGGGCUUCGAGAGCAAAGGCAUCAGCGUAUACGGAGUGUCCAUACAGAACGAACCGGAGAACGAAAACGAUAGCUAUCCAACAUGCAAGAUGCCCGUGAACAUCAUGGCUCAGAUCGGCACCGCUCUACGCACGCUCCUGAACAACAACGGUCUCUCAUCCGUGCGCGUCCUCGGGUACGACCAUAACUGGAAAGAUGCUGCAGGAUACCCCGUACAGCUUAUGCAACAAGCUGGCGACGCUUUCGCAGGCGUGCAAUUCCAUUGCUACAGCGGAGAUGUGUCUGCCCAGCAAAGCUUCCACACGGCUUAUCCGUCGAAGGAAAUAUACUUCACCGAGUGCUCGGGCACCUAUGGAACGGACUGGUGGUCUGACAUCAAGUGGUACAUGGACCAGCUCAUGAUUGGUGCACCCCAGUACAACAGCCACAACGCCAUGAUGUGGAACAUUGCUCUAGAUGGAUCUGGCAACCCUAAACUCCCAGGUACAACAAGUUGCGGGGGUCCUGGCUGUCGUCCGAUCGUGACAGUGAACACUGACGGGACGUACACCCUGCACCAGGAGUACUAUGCCAUGGCGCAAGCCUCCCGAGGCAUCCUCCCCCGUGACGCUGGUGGGCCUUUCGGUAUUCGCCUCGGUGUUACGGUUGGCGGCAACUUGGCAUGGGGCUUGCGUGUCGGGGCGUACGUGACGCAUCGUGUGUCCUCGACGGACUGGUUGCGGUACUCGUUGGUCGUCCUGAACUGGGACGACAAUGCGUCGUCGACAUGGAAUCCAGUUCCUAUCCAGACCACGAUCGAGUUCAGAGGUACCCAGGCUGUAUACACUUUCCCAGUCGGCGUCACCACGCUGUGGUGGUACGCUCCGGCCGACUCCCUUCACGCAAACGAAACGGUGGUAGUGAACACAGAUGAGGGUGCACAGCAGCCCUGGUCUGCUCCCGGUAUCUAG